This is a messenger RNA of Leguminivora glycinivorella, 1602 nucleotides long. Its product is annotated as matrix metalloproteinase-2-like. NCBI's taxonomy places the organism in Eukaryota, Metazoa, Arthropoda, Insecta, Lepidoptera, Tortricidae. Gene Ontology annotation, biological process: collagen catabolic process; extracellular matrix organization; proteolysis. Gene Ontology annotation, cellular component: extracellular matrix. Gene Ontology annotation, molecular function: metalloendopeptidase activity; zinc ion binding. The record is from RefSeq and is a predicted model, not a curated record.
GUGCACUGGCGGUAUCAGUGCUUUGUGUCCCGUCGCAAUGGGCAGACGUCUACUGCUGUGCCUCCUUCUGGCCGUGUCUGCGAAGACUCGGACUAUCUAUGUUGAGGAUACCAGGCCUACGGAAGAAGAGGUGUCGUUCAUGAAGCGAUACGGCUACCUGCCAGAAGUGCCCGAAGGCUCAUUAUUCUCUUACACCCCACUGUCUAUCACCGAGGCUGUGCGUCGGAUGCAGGCCUUUGCUGGCCUCACGCCUAGUGGAGUCAUAGACAAUGACACCAAACAACUGUUCAGGAAAAAGCGGUGUGGCGUCAAAGACAUCAUCACUACAUCAUCCAGGUCAAAGAGAUAUGUCACAAGAGAAGCAUGGACCAAGAAAAACAUUACAUACAGAGUGCUCAACGGCUCCAGAACGCUAGAGAAGCAUCGAGUAGAACAACAGAUGGCAGCCGCUGCUGUAUGGGCUCCGCACGCCGGGCUUACCUUUACUCGCCUGGACAAGGGACAGGCCGACAUCGAGGUCUCUUUCGUCACCUUGGACCAUGGGGACGGGUCUCCAUUUGAUGGCCCUGGACAGGUGGUGGCGCACGCCUUCUGCCCUCCGCUCGGUGAUUUACACUUCGAUGACGAUGAGAUCUGGAGUGAGUACCCCGCCUCGGACGAGGAAGACGAAGAAGCGACGGAUUUCUUCGCGGCCGCCGUGCACGAGAUCGGGCACUCGCUGGGCCUGGCGCACUCGGACGUGAGACAGUCCGUCAUGUACCCCUACUACCGCGCGAGGGUGCAGAGCCUGUACGAGGACGAUAUCUUGGGCAUGCGGGCGCUUUACAUAAAGGACCAGCAACCCGAGACCUCUGCGUUGACAGUACAAACAGAGGACCCGAUGGCGCCGCGGUUCUCCCUUGACCCUGGUGUUACAGACGAGGAGGACGUGCCAGACCUGUGCUACACCAACUUUGACACCAUUCAGGUGCUGCAAGGGAAGAUAUACGUCUUUGAAGAGGAGUGGGUGUGGGUGCUCAGCGAGCGCAAGGAGAUAGACCCGGGGUACCCGAAGCGCUUCCAUGACGUGUUUCAUGGAUUGCCGGAACAUGUUGACACCAUCAGGACUAUUUAUGAGAAGCGCAAUGGAAACAUCGUCAUAUUCAAAGAUAAGCAAUACUGGGAGUUUGGCCCAAAUUUCCGCCUGAUCAAACGCGGUCGCCUGCGAGACUACCGCCUGCCCGGGCGUCUGCAGGAGCUGACUACGGUCUUCCUAUCCAACUACAAUAAUAAGACGUACCUCAUCGACUCUGAGCGCUUUUGGAGGUUCAAUGAGGACACUUGGACUAUGGAUAAAGGAUACCCAAAAGGCAUGUCGGCGUGGAGGGAUCUUCCGUACCCAGUAGAUUCAGCAAUUAUUUGGAAGGGAGACACAUAUUUCUUCCGCGGCCCUCGCUUCUGGCGCUUCGACAACGCUCAGAUCCGCGCGCACCCCUACUACCCGCUCUUCACCGCUCAGAUCUGGUUCCCGUGCGAGCCCACGCCUGACAUGGUGCAGUACACUAAGAACGAAGAUUAAAAAUCUUCGAGAUCGUAAGAUUUAAAUAUAGUUAACUGUGAUAA